Physcomitrium patens is the source of this 3514-nucleotide messenger RNA. RefSeq lists its product as uncharacterized. The record is from RefSeq and is a predicted model, not a curated record. Gene Ontology annotation, molecular function: zinc ion binding. NCBI's taxonomy places the organism in Eukaryota, Viridiplantae, Streptophyta, Bryopsida, Funariales, Funariaceae.
UCGAGCUGUAUCCUUCACUCCGACUCUGUCUUACACUUGCAAUGUGCUCAUCUCAAGAGUAGUUGUCGAUUGACCCUGGAUGGAUUAAUUAACGGCAGUGAGAGGGCAGCAUUUGAAGUUCUCGUCGUAGAGGAAGAGAAAAAGGUUGUAGUGGUUUCGAGAAAGCAGUGAUGGAAGUGGGGAGGUUUGUUAGACCAGGUUGAGAAAAAAGGUUUGGGGGCUCCCGCGCGAACAGUGCCGGAUUUGUAGCGGAAUGGGUGUUGUUGUCUUUGUGGAGCGUUUUUGGUGAGGCUUGUGGCUAGCGUUGCGAUCGGGGUUGAAUUGUUCCAGAGGCGGGAUGGAAUGUUAAUCGCCCAUGGGCCGACAAGGGGGGUGCUAUGGUUGUUGGAGGUUGGAGUUGGUUUUGAGAACGAGUUGUUGACAUAAAUUUUGAGCUGUUGAUCGUGUUGAGUUUGUUGUUGAACGUGGCGCACGUCCGAUCUGAAAGCCUGGUGCAGGAGAUGAGCAGCGUAGGACGAGGUCGCGGAGUCUGGGUUGACGUUGUUGAGUGAUGUCUAAUCAGUUAUGCAGAGUUUGUGCUGGCUAGGACCGCACAACAGGAUCCAAGUCGAAUAGAUGGAUUCUCAGCUAGUCAUCUCGGACAUGGUGGAGGGGGACAGGAUCCAAAUGCAAGUCAGUGGAGAAAUUACCUCAACAUUUUCAUCCGAGAUUGGAAUCGGUUCUGACAGGCGACCUAGUGUCUCAGGUCCAAGUCGCCCUGAUGUCAUUACUAAGCCCACCUCCAGCUCAAGCCAUCUCCCGCCUCUCUGUGCCACAAAGUCUGGGAAAACCCCUGCUGCUCAUGGGCAAGUACCUCGACCGCAUUUACGAUCCAGAGCGUCACUUGAAAAGAACAAGAUAAACAUUAUUUUGACAGGAACGCCGCUACUUACAAACCCUGGUAUUCCUUCAACAUCUUUGUCGGAUAAGAGGACAUCUUCAUUACCGGUGCCGCGGGCAAACGCGCAUUCUUCUGGAAGCAACUCAGAUUCCGUCAAAGGACACAGCCAUGAAUUGGCAAUUAAUGUUCCAGGACAUGAGAAAGUGAAUCCGAUCAUCCGAUCAUUCUCCACGCCCGUGUUUAUAGAUAAGGCAGACAGUUUUCGCAGGGAUGGAAAAGGGUAUGUGCUGGUUAGAUCUGCCAGUCCGAGACCAUCAUCUGCGCAGCCACCUCGGGAAAAUAAUGAAUCAAGUGGUGUCAGUCACUCCCAUGCCUCAACAGAAUUCGAUGUUGAGAAAGGGAAGGCAUCCGCCAAGGACGAAGUAGAAGAGGCGAUUUCUGAGGAAGAAGCAGUGUGUAGAAUCUGCAUGGAUUCUCUUACAGAGGAUCAUGGUGAGAUUUUAAAAAUGGAGUGUCGCUGCCGUGGUGAGAUGGCUCUGGCACACAAGGAAUGUGCAUUUAAGUGGUUCGGUAUCAAAGGAGAUCGAGUGUGCGACGUGUGUGGCUCUGUUGUGCAAAACAUUCCAGUGACAGUAGUUCGAUAUUCUGGUCAUGAGCAAACAGUCAGUCAUUCACGAUCUAUAGAUGCACAAACUGUGAAUAGAGUCUCUGUGUGGCAGGAUAUCCCUGUUAUGGCUAUUAUCAGCACGAUGGCUUAUUUCUGCUUCAUUGAGCAAUUGCUGGUCAACAAAUUGGGUACCAAAGCGCUUGCCAUAUCGAUUCCUUUUUCAAUCAUCAUAGGUCUCCUUGCUUCAGUUACCACUAUUGCUCUAGUUACUAAGCGGUAUAUUUGGCUGUACGCCUCUGCUCAAUUUGCCCUCGUCUGUAUGUUUGGAUACGUGUUUUUCUUUAUGACUAAGUUGGAGGCCGUUUUAGCAGUACUCCUCGCAGCUUUUUCGGGGUUUGGCGUAGCCAUGACCAGCAACGCUCUCAUCCUAGAAUACAUGCACUGGAAGACUUACACGGCUAGAAGGGCCCAACAAGCAGCAAGUGUUAUGGAUGUAGAAGUCUCAUUUCGACAAGAAUCUGCAAGCGGUGAACUAGCACCAGCUAGUUCGCAGUGGUCUCGAGAGCUGAACACCUCGCAGGUCUCCAGUGUUUUAGAUAUCGGAAGUGACUCUGCAACUGCAAGGAGUCCUAGCUCCCGCAGCCAGGCUCCUUCAGAGACCCACUCCAUGCACUGUUCAUGAGAGCUGGAAGGUUGGGAUUCUUUUUGUUUUUCUCUCGCAUAAUAUUCAAAAAUGACAAUUCUUGUAAUUGAGUGAGUUAAUAGGGGCAGUUUCUUGAUUCAGGAGCUUGAGCUGAUAUUGACCGCGUCAGGUCUCAGUGGCACCCUCGACUGUAGCUUUAUGGUCAAUCGCAUUUUUUGGUGCGCCUUUCUCAGCCCAAAGUUGAGUGAUUUCUGGAGCUCUUAAACUUUGUAUUGUAAGGUAUAGAACGUGACUAGAUGUUCGGAGUGCGCCUCUCCGUAUGUAGACAUUGUUAAUUUAGCAUAUAAAAUCGAGCAAUGUUAUUGAGUUGAUAGGUUUACCAUUGAACACUUGAAUUAUUUAUUGCUACGACAUGUGGCCAACUUGAAUUUUAGAAGUGAUUGGCAUCAUUUUGUGCCUGCAAGGUACACUACAUUGCGAAUAACUGAAUUGUUUCCCAAGGAAAUCAUAUUUAGUGUUGUGGAUGUCAGGUAGCUUGAGAAAUAUUUUUUGGAAUCGGUUUCUCAAAAUCCUUACCCUGAUGACAGAGUGCCAUGCAUAUGCAUAUUUUUCAUUGGUAUUCUACCUAGUUUGUGUUUUUGGUUAGUUGUUGAAAACGUUUCGUUGAGAUGUCAGUUCAUAUUGUUGGACAGGAUGUUAUAGACAGAUUACUUCACUGAUCAGUGGAAUUAUUUGCACAUUUAAUGUGCAGAUUCGCAUGAGGAUGCUAAAACGCUUUUGCUACUCGUGAUCUGAAUCACAGAGAUGCAGUUUUAUGCAGUGACUUCCUUGUUAGAGGUAUAACCCUACAGGUCAAUGUCGGAUAUUAGGGCCAUUAUCAACAGAAACUAAAGUGGAUGGCAUUGUUUCCUUUUGAGGGACUGUAGGGGCUACGACCUUUUUAAGGCUAGGAAGGCAUGCGUACUUGAGUAAUUGUCCGUGAAUGAUUACUCAGAUCCUGAGUGGGUGAACCUCCAGGUUUCUCUUGGAACUGAUAUCCUAGUUUGCAGCAUUGUUCGAUAGUCAACACAGCAACACAAUAUAAUUGUACCUGUAACGGCCAAAACGCCACUUUGAGACAGAACCAAACCAAUCAGCGGUGGGGUUCCAUGUUCCUAUUGUGAACUGGCUGCCCACAAACACGAGACGGGCUCUGCAUCUCUAGGGUAUGUGUAACUGUCAAACUCUUUUUGAAGAAAGAACGGAAAGCGAACAGGCUGCUGAUUUCUCAUUAACUUCAAGGUUGUUGUGUCUACAACGGCAAGUUAACUGUCUUCUUCAAGGAAACUAACUGCACCUUGCAUAACGUUGUUAUAUGGAAAUAAAUGCAUUCUUCAUUAGCUUC